Peronospora belbahrii is the source of this 1083-nucleotide messenger RNA. The record is from the annotation of a GenBank genome assembly. NCBI's taxonomy places the organism in Eukaryota, Oomycota, Peronosporomycetes, Peronosporales, Peronosporaceae.
AUGUCCAUACGUCCAUCUUCUUUCUUACUUUUGCUUGUAUUGCAAUGUGUAGUACAUGAAGGCGAUGCUAAAAACUACUUUAAUCAAUCAGCAGGGUAUGUGAUUGAAAUUAGUACGGAUGGAUGGAGUAAUUAUGCCUUGAAUGGUGGGUGUGUCACGUGUCCAUACACGUGUGUUUCGCCAACUGAGAGUUAUGAUGGAACGCCUAUUAAUGCAACGAAUACAACAAUGACUGCAUCAUUACCAAGUAUUUACACGGCUGUUCGAUCAAAUGGUUGUUGCUAUGCAUCGAAUUCAAUUACACAACCAUCUUGUUCCAAUGAAGCAAGUCCUGCAAGUGCUGAGAAUUGUGGCUUUUUGUACGGUCCGACACUUGAAUGGCGCAUUAAUAAUGCAUUGAAACCACUUACUGACAGUAUGACGGCCAUUCUGUUUGCAUCAACGGACUGUGAGAGCUUUUGGGCCGUUGGGAAGCAAGACAUUCGGUAUACGAGCAAUACGAAGAGUAUUAAAGGCUCUAAGAUGAUUCAGCAUGGCUGUUAUGGUGAUCCAACGGGUGUCCCGAUGGUACUUAGUGGAUGCCUUACGAGCCAAUUGGAAUAUACAAAGACCAAGACAUACACGUGGAAGAAUCUUGCUGAGAAGUGUGAAGGUCUUGCUGGUCGCUGUGUCGUCACUAAUGCUGUGUGGGAAGAACAUCUUAAAUGCUGCACGUCUCGCACAGGCUUGGCUUCUGACUGGGACACAACGUUUGCAACGUACACGAAGACACCAUCCACGACCACCAAACUGAGCGGUCCGGCCAUUACAGCCAUCGUCAUUGGUGGUGUGGCGCUGCUCAUGUUCCUCAUCCAUUUUGGUGCCAAGGUACGCGAACGCGCUCGCCAGACAGCUUUAAUGCGUGAGCAGGAGGCUACGGACGAUUACGAGGAGAUCAUGACGCCACUCACGGCCGCAGACAAGCAACCCGUGGCACUGCAACGUCCUAUUGGCCCAGCCAGCGUGGAGGUUUCGCUUCACGAAGGAGACCAGAUUUACCGCAAGAAGGACGAUGAGGUGCUUUUUGAAGGCGACAUGUACUAG